This is a messenger RNA of Phacochoerus africanus (Common warthog), 1084 nucleotides long. It is a transcript of the gene TMEM176B, whose product is annotated as transmembrane protein 176B. Lineage: Eukaryota; Metazoa; Chordata; Mammalia; Artiodactyla; Suidae. The transcript has 7 exons. Gene Ontology annotation, cellular component: membrane. The record is from RefSeq and is a predicted model, not a curated record. The coding region runs from base 111 to 893 and encodes 260 amino acids. Gene Ontology annotation, biological process: negative regulation of dendritic cell differentiation.
AUGCCGAAGGUCAGGCCCUCCUUCCUCCACCCCUUUCCUCUGCGGCUCCUACCCGCUGGCCUGUGCCUCUGCUCUGCUCUGCUCAGUGCUGGCUCCCAUCAGACAGCAGGAUGGUCCAGGACACGUUGGCGGUGCGCGGCAUCGAGGUGGCCCCCUCGAUGACCCAGCCCACCCACAUCGACAUCCACAUCCACCAGGAAUCCGCCUUGGCACUGCUGCUAAAAGCCGGGGGCUCCCUGGUGGAGCGCCUUUCUCACCGUCCUCCCAAGGCCAGCACGAACUAUGGACAGUUGACACUCGGGGUGACGCAGGUGCUGCUGGGGGCUACCAGCUGUGCCAUUGGAGCCCUGCUCUACUUGGGCUUCUGGACUGAUCUGCGUGCCUCUGGCUGUGCCUUCUGGGCAGGCUUUGCGGCCAUUGUGGCGGGAGCCGGGGCCAUCGUCCACGAGAAGCACCAGGGCAAACUUUCAGGCUUCAUGUCAGGUCUGCUCACGCUGGCGGGCGCUGCCACGGCCGUGGCUGCCGUUGUCCUUUAUGUGAAUAGCUUAACCCGGGAACCUGACCGCUUCUUCAACAUCGGCUCCAUGUGUGAUUCCUUAGUCCCCACCACUGGGUCCCCACAUGGGGACUCCUAUUCAUCAUGGGAGGAGGAUCGCUGCAGAGCCCACAUGAAGAUGGUGGUGGACUUGUUCCUAGGAAUCCGUGUUCUGCUCCUGGCUGUCUCUGUCCUGCAGAGCCUUGUGGCCUUGGCUUCCCUGGGCCUGGGUCUUCAGAGCUUGUGCAGCCCAGCUCCUCAAGCCCUGGAUGAGGAAGGGUCAGAGAAGCUCCUAGGGGAGAAUUCAGUGCCUCCCUCCCCCUCCAAGGAGACCACCACGGCUGUCAUUGUCCUGUGAGCAGCCAAAGACCCUACCGGGACAGUCUACACUCCCAGGGCCACUGCCCUGUCCCCCCAUUGCUUCCUGUGGUGACACCCUCCCUUCCCCUCCACCCCUCACCUGAAGUUCCCUCUCCAGGUCCUCAGUUCAAUGAACAGGUAUUGUCGCAUGUCCCCCAAUGCUGAUUAAACAGAAACAACCACAACAAA